Molecule: messenger RNA, 803 nt
Organism: Arabidopsis arenosa
Lineage: Eukaryota; Viridiplantae; Streptophyta; Magnoliopsida; Brassicales; Brassicaceae
Source: the annotation of a GenBank genome assembly
UUACAGUUUGUUAUAUCGUCCACGCGGAGAUAUUUUUCAAACGUCACUUUUUCAAAACCGCGAUUUUAGAGAGUAACCCACCGAAGAGUUCGUUCGCCGCCAUGAAACCAGCAAGUGCUACGGUGGCUAAACUCGACGGUGGAGGAGAAGACGAGAAAUUUGCGGUGGGGAAUGUAUACGCUGUCAAGCUGAUCACCGGAGAUGAGUUCAAUGGCAUUACCUUACGGAUGGUGAAUGCGAAAUACAUAACGGAGAUGAAGAAUCUGGCGAAUGUGAAGGAUCCGCUCGCUAAAAAGACUUUGGUUAAGCUUGAUGGACUCAUAGAUAAAGAGAAUCAAGCCAUUAGGAACGUCGAGAAAAUUGGUUUUGGUGUUACCGCAGAAGCGCAGAGGAUCUUUGACGCGAUUUCUAAAACGCUUCCUAUACGCUGGGAUAAUAAAGACAUGGUGGUAAUGGGAGAAGUGAUUGUUCGUAGCCCUUAUCAUUCUGAUUGUGUCUUUGGAGGAACCCGUGCUGUCAAUGAUCGAGUCAAGACUGUGCUGGAGCAGGUGAGAAAGAAGUUGCAACUCAGUGACACAUGAGGCCAUUGAUGGAGUUGUUCAAUGCACAUAGAGCAAUAGCUAGUACCCUAGAUCUGAUGCCAUGUGUAAAUUCGCUUAACGAUAAGAAGAUUUAGAGAUCUUUGAGUUGCAGAGAUUGAAUUUUGGUGUUGUUGACAAGAACACAGAUAGUGUCAGUGUUUUCCUCUGUAUAUCAAAUCUGAAUCCUGAAACUGAAAGCUUUAAUGAAUGGUGAAUGGCUUU